Molecule: messenger RNA, 3480 nt
Organism: Mizuhopecten yessoensis (Yesso scallop)
Lineage: Eukaryota; Metazoa; Mollusca; Bivalvia; Pectinida; Pectinidae
Exons: 6
Coding region: 124-969 (281 amino acids)
Source: RefSeq, a predicted model, not a curated record
CCGGAAGUGAACAGGUGCUAUGGCUGCCUGACAACAGACGCGAUACUGUCCCUUUCCAUUUAAAAUGUGAUACAAAUCAUAUUUUCUCAAAAAGUGCACCGUCCGAUAAUUACACAAGGAAUCAUGACCACACACCAGCAUGAGUCUGAUGUGGAUCCCUUUCUGUGUACAUGUGGACCAUGUAGACGGUUCUGGAAGGACAACUUCAAUGAUGCUUCAGAACUUCUUAGUGAGCCGGCCAGGAGUCGUGCCAGUGGGUCAGCAUCUGUACCAUCCCACAGCCAUAUAUGUAAAAUAGGUGACCGUGUAUUGGUACAAGGAAAACACCCAGGCACCGUGAAGUUUGUGGGUGUUGUUGACGACAGUUCCAUCGCCCCACAGUUGUAUGUAGGGGUCAAGCUUGAUGACAAUGUGAACUCUGUACAUAAUGGAGUAUUUAAGGGCAAACGAUACUUCCACUGUCCACGAGGGCACGGAGCCAUGGUCCGUUACACCGAGGUUACACCUCUCAAGGGCUACAAAAGCACCCCACCUUUAGCGGGCAACUACAUGUUCCCCAGCUGGGAUGAAGUCAGAAAGAGGCGGGGUGAGCGCUAUAGCAAACUUGUGGAGAUCUACAGAAAUGCUGGGAUAGAACCACCAGAUACUGUGAUACCCCCUGCCCCAGGAUACCAACAACCCAAGCACAGGAUAGAACCGCUCAUCCAUGUCAGCGAUCCCUACGACAUAGGACUCCGGGACCGUGAGCGAAAGACCGUGCGGGAAAAACAAAAUCAGGAAAGUUUUAUUGAGGACCGUGAAAAACAAGAGCUUCGGAAGGCACAACAACACUUUGAGGGCCACACUGAAUCUGACCGCAUGGUACAAACAUUACUUAAGUUACAGCGUGCCUUUAAAGAGGGCGAGAACAUUUCUAAGAAACGAUCAAACUGGGACCUCCACAGCAAUAACUCCGACUCUGACGACUAACGUGUGGUGAGACGACAUUAAAAUAAUAAUGACUCUCAGAGGAAUUGUUACUGGAGUGAAGAAAGAUUUUCACAGCAUUUACAUACAAUCGACUUUGGUGCCAUUCUUUUUUAUAUCAUGGUCACUAUAGGUUGACAUCAUGUUGAUGUUGUGUUUUUCCUUAUUGGACGUAGUUCUAUUUCAUAAUAAACUUCAUUGCGUAUAAUCUUAAAGUUUAUAUCUAUUUUUCUGAGAAGCUUGCAUUUACAGGCUGUGUAGUUAUACAUUUUUUCAUCAAUGUAAAAUUCUGAAAAAUUUAUGAAUUUUUUAAUAUUGAAAAAACUAAAUUCAAACUAACGCGCGAGGCACAUUAGUGAGGAAUUGUACUAGAAUAAAAUUACAAAUGUUAAAUUGGUUAUUAUACCUGGUACCAAAAUUCAAUGUUAAUAUAUGUCACAGUAGUUAAUGAUCUAAUCACUUGCCUAUUAGCUCUCAAUUAAUAGAGUACUGAACUUAGUAACCAGCUCAACUCCAAGAGGAGACACUUCAGAAUGUGACCUUGGUUAUGUAUACAUAUAUGUAGAAUGUGACCAGUCUUCAUGCUAAAGUACAAAUGAAUGUUGUUUUACUGAAUCAGUUCAUCUGGGGUGUUUUUUCCAGAGACAUCAUAGUUUUUUGCUGAAUGCUUUACCUAUAGUUAUCAAAGCUGCUAGGUUUUGUUGCCGAGUGUUGGUAUUUUGACAGUGUUACUUUUGAGUAAUAAAUACAAGAGCUCACCAUUUUCAGGUAGUAUAACCUAAACAGCUGCAUGGUACAUUGAAUCAUUUAGUGAUACAAAAGCGAUAAAUGAUACUGUGUAUACUACCUUCUAUUGACAUUGCUAUUACAUUCUAUCAGACUGUAUUCAACAAUAUCCUUGCUGUAAAUAGAUCAUUGUUUGCAGUCACUUUUGUUUGAAAGACCAUGUAUAUAACCAAAGUAACAGAGUUUUCCUGACUGAAGGUAUUGUAAACCAUACAGCAGUGAUAAGGACGGCUAAACAAUAUUAUUUACAGUUUAUUCUUUGUUAAUUAGGGCCCAGUUCCAAAAUGUAAUUUAUUAAUAUUUCUUCAGAUGUUGAUAAUUAGGCCAUUUCAGUUUUGAGGGUACAUAUGGCGUAAUAUGGCUCCUGCUAUCCCCAUUCUAUGAUACAGUAUGUCCUUUCAGCAGUAUGAAGUCUGGGUUUGGGGUUUACCAGGCAUUUACACGAGGUGAGUUGAAGUCAUUAACAUUUUCUAUAUACAAUUUGGUGUACCCAGCUGUUAGCUACAGAAUAUCUUUACAUUUUGUAUGAGUAUUUACACAAAUGUGGUGUAGAUAUCUAUGAUGAGCUUUUCUAAGUUGGCUAAAUACAAAGUCAUGUGUUCAACACCAUGUAUGUUGAAAAUGAUUUAUAAACAGCAUGCGACUUUUACGUAGUCAGGAUAAAAAUACUUAUAGGUUGAACAGUACUUUAAAAUGUUUUGUGUGUACUCUUUGUAUGUUUGUAUUGGCCUAUAACCAUGUGGAAAGCUUCCUGAUCACCUUUUUGCUAUUUGUUUGUAUCCUUGAUAGAUAUAGAAUAAAGCUUGUACAUCCUUUAUAAUCUACUAAACAUGAUCUGUUACUGAUAACAGUAUAUUUAUACAUAUAUAUGAUUACAGUAAGUGUUUAUGAUUUUAUAUACAUGUAAAUAAUAAUAUAUAGAUGAUAUUUACAAAACAAUCUGUGAUAGCUGAUAAAUGUAUUAUUUUUUUCAAAUAUAUUGUGAGAUGUUUAAGUGACUUUAGUGUACACACUGCGGUCACUACCGUUAUUGAAAAAUUCUAAAUUCUUUAUAGGGAAAAAUACUUGAGUUGAUAAUGUUCCUUGAAUAUGGAAACAUUGAAGAGAACAUUAAAUAAACAAAGGUUACUCAUUAAUGUAAAGUUAUAAUUGUAUAAAUAUUUACUUAAAAUUCUGGAUAUGUCAAAAUUUCUGACAAUCAUGAACUAUGAACUAAUGUCAACUUGGUAAAAUACUAGCCGCUUCCUACCGACUCGGCUAAGGAGAAUUUCUCUUUAGAUCAUUCAGUAGAGCGUAAGACUAGUAAGCCAGAGGUACCGGGUUCAACUCCUAGAGGAGGCAUUAAAAAAAAAUGACCUCUGUUACAUUAACAACAGUUAUAUCAAUAAUUGUCCGACAGGAAAGUUUAAUGAUGCACACUACAUUGUGAAACUAUAACUUAUAUACAAUAGAUCAGUGUGUGGCAGGAGAUUUGUACUGUUUUGUACUAGAUACAAUAGAUCAGUGUGUGGCAGGAGAUUUGUACUUUUUUGGUACUAUAUACAAUAGAUCAGUGUGUGGCAGGAGAUUUGUACUGAUUUGUACUAUAUACAAUAGAUCAGUGUAUGGCAGGAGAUCUGUACUGAUUUGUACUAUAGACGAUGGAUCAGUAGUUGUGUGUAUAUUACAACACUAUUGACAUUUCAUGCCAAACAUUAUAUAGUGUCCGACAAUAAAAUUGUUUACUAC